This is a messenger RNA of Triticum turgidum subsp. durum (durum wheat), 447 nucleotides long. The record is from the annotation of a GenBank genome assembly. NCBI's taxonomy places the organism in Eukaryota, Viridiplantae, Streptophyta, Magnoliopsida, Poales, Poaceae.
AUGGGCGCCGUCUCCGCGACGGCGGACGUCGUGGUGGCGCUCUUCUCGCUGAUCAUGGCGGUGGCGGCCCCGCUGUUCGACUCCCAGAUCGUGCUCCCGCGCGGCCUCCACCCGGCGCCGCUCGUGGACAUCCACCGCUGGUUCACCGUCGCGUUCGGCCACUACCUCGUCGCCGACCCGCCGCCUUUCUUCCUCGGCCUCGUCUGGCUCGACCUCGCCUUCCUGUGGCCCGUCUGCGUCGCCAACCUCUACGGCAUCCUCGCGCGCCGCCGCUGGUCGGCGGCCACCUCGCUCAUGGCGGGCGUCUACAUGCUCACCUACUUGUCCGCGAUACUCAGCGACAUGUUGGGCUCAGGGAAAACAACGCCGAGGCUGCUCAUGCUCAGCGCCGUUAACUGCUGCAACAUCGGCUGCAUCUUCAGCUCAGAAGAAGAAAGCCUAGAUUGA